This is a messenger RNA of Balaenoptera acutorostrata (minke whale), 471 nucleotides long. RefSeq names its product ribonuclease 7. The record is from RefSeq and is a predicted model, not a curated record. Gene Ontology annotation, molecular function: nucleic acid binding; RNA nuclease activity. NCBI's taxonomy places the organism in Eukaryota, Metazoa, Chordata, Mammalia, Artiodactyla, Balaenopteridae. Bases 1 to 471 code for a protein of 156 amino acids. The transcript has a single exon. Gene Ontology annotation, biological process: innate immune response; defense response to Gram-negative bacterium; defense response to Gram-positive bacterium.
AUGACGCCAGCCAGAGCAGGAUUCUGCCCUCUGCCGCUGCUCCUGCUGCUGGGGCUGUGGAUGGCCGAGGACCCAGUCGGUGCCAAGCCCAGAAACGUGACCUCAGCUCAGUGGUUUGAAACUCAGCACGUGCAGCCCAGGCCUCAGGGAUGCAACACGGCGAUGCAAAACAUCAACAAGUACUCCAGUCGCUGCAAAGGCCUCAACACCUUCGUGCAUGAAUCCUUCUCCGGUGUGGCCGCCACUUGUCAGACUCCCAGCAUAACCUGCAAGAGAGGCCGUGAAAACUGCCACCGGAGCCAGAAGCCUGUAUCCCUGACCGUGUGUAACCUCACCUCAGGGAGGUACCCAGACUGCAGGUACAAGGAGGAGCAACUGCACGCUGCUUACAUCGUGGCCUGUGACCCUCCCCAGAAAGGGGACCCCAGGAAAUUCAAGCUGGCUCCUGUCCACCUGGACGAUGUCCUGUAG